UACAUCUUUAAAACGACCUGAUGUCAGAAGAUGCCAUGGAUCUCCUGUUGCAGGAUGACCCAAACGAUCAUGCAUUCAGUAUAAACAUGUACAUGGUAUUGACAUCCCAAUAUUUAGUGGGAAGUUCCCAGGUAUCGUCCGCUAGUGACAGUCUGCUGGCAAAUUCAGACAUGCGAUGGAAGGAUGCUGAUGUGAAGGAUACAGAGACACCUGAUCCAAGAACUAUGGCAUUUCAUUCAGAGUGUCAACCUGACAUUCAGUUGAUAUGGGACCCGAUUAUUCAGAGAACUGCAGAUUUUAUGAAGCUGUUUUUGACAGAAGAUUUGGUUUUCUCCAUCUGUAUUGCCACCAACCAUUAUGCUGAGAUGGUCAUAUUUCGAGGGAAGGAUUGUCAUUAUGCUUCCCAAGGAAAUUCGCAUCCUCUCACUGAAGAGGAAUUAAGGCACCUUUUGUCAGAACAAGCUCUAAAGCCCCCGUUUGGCAGUGGGUUGUCCAGUCUUGCUCUAUCUACCAUGUCCUUGAGAUUUCGAGGCCGUCUGAAGGCUGCCAUUGGUGGCUCUUUGAAUACUGUUGCCAUUCUUUCGUUGUUGUAA
This is a messenger RNA of Ostrea edulis (European flat oyster), 593 nucleotides long. RefSeq lists its product as uncharacterized. The record is from RefSeq and is a predicted model, not a curated record. NCBI's taxonomy places the organism in Eukaryota, Metazoa, Mollusca, Bivalvia, Ostreida, Ostreidae. The transcript is spliced from 4 exons. The coding region runs from base 21 to 593 and encodes 190 amino acids.